GAGAGAGAGCGACAGAGGGGGAGGUUGGUUCCUGAUACCGAGACACGGAAAAGCAGGGGAGGGAGAAUUACAGAAAAAGACGAGCGAGGAGAGAGGGAGAGCGCGACCAGGAGGAAUUACACUGACGGACACGCGCUCUUCGCGGGAGUCAAACUGACAUUUUUGACGCGCUAACUCUCGCUAACCUGUCAAGACCAAAAUAUUGGAUCUCCACAGCAGCGAAAUCGCGCUAACCCAGAACUCAUGGGUUAACAGACUUUCUUCAUGAGAAGCAGCCACCCAUUAGUCCAAUGAAUAACCGGAAGGAAGACAUGGAGAUCACGUCGCACUACCGGCAGCUCCUGCGAGAGCUGAACGAGCAGCGGCAGCACGGCAUCCUGUGCGACGUGUGUGUGAUCGUGGAAGGCAAGAUCUUCAAAGCGCACAAGAACGUGUUGCUUGGCAGCAGCCGCUACUUCAAGACACUUUACUGCCAGGUAAAGAAGGGUUCGGAACAGCAGGCCACCAUUACGCACCUGGAUAUCGUCACGGCCCAGGGCUUCAAAACAAUCCUUGACUUCAUGUAUUCGGCCCACCUGGCGCUCACGAGCAAGAACGUCAUUGAGGUGAUGUCAGCCGCCAGCUACCUGCAGAUGACCGACAUUGUGCAAGCAUGCCACGGCUUCAUUAAAGCGGCACUGGACAUCAGUAUUCGGUCUGAGCUUGCGGACGAACUGGUGGAUAUCGAAAUGGGCAACGUGGUGAGUUCUAUCGGAGCCGGGGCUGGGCCUGGUAUGGGCGGAGCCUCUGAGGCAUUGGCGUCCAUGAUCUCGGCGCGCAGCUCCUCGCCGUGGUUGGCCAGGCGCACCAGCCCGGCAAACUCAUCUGGAGACUCGGCCAUCGCUAGCUGCCAUGAAGGUAGUAGCAAUUACGGCAAAGAGGAUCAGGAACCCAAAAGCAACGAAAGCCAGGAGGACGUUUGUUUGCAGCCCUUGUGGCCUGCCGAUUACCGUUCGGUCCAGGUCAAAGAGGAGCAGGUCUCCCCCUCUAAUCUGCUAGACGGGGCUGGCCGAGGCUCACAGGGGACACCUGGAGAGCAAGGUGGCAGGGGGGAAGGGGGCUGGCAACCCCCUGGCUCAGGUCGAAGGAAGAACCGGAAGAACAAGGACACAGUCAGGCACAUAACCCAACAGAAUGAAGGAGACAGUCGGGCAGCAUCGCCUCUACAGUCCAUGCUGUCCAACCCUGGCUGGAGCUACAGCAACCACAACAUUUCAGGUAGGCCUGAUGUUGGAGAAUUGGAUAGAGCAGAACAGUGA
This is a messenger RNA of Paramisgurnus dabryanus, 1298 nucleotides long. NCBI's taxonomy places the organism in Eukaryota, Metazoa, Chordata, Actinopteri, Cypriniformes, Cobitidae. The record is from RefSeq and is a predicted model, not a curated record.